Dacryopinax primogenitus is the source of this 1464-nucleotide messenger RNA. RefSeq lists its product as uncharacterized. The transcript has a single exon. NCBI's taxonomy places the organism in Eukaryota, Fungi, Basidiomycota, Dacrymycetes, Dacrymycetales, Dacrymycetaceae. The record is from RefSeq and is a predicted model, not a curated record. The coding region runs from base 133 to 1104 and encodes 323 amino acids.
CGGACUGACGACGACGUUCACAUCUAAGCAGCGACUUCCCAUUCUUCUGCUGGCCGAAAUUUGGCUAAAUCCUACUUCGGCCGACCAUCUGUACACUUGUACCAUAUUCUUGCUUAUUAAUGACCCGCGUACAUGACGGACGACGAAUGCUUGGGGAUUUUGGAGGCGGUCAGUCCUCCAUCACCUCCACCUGUGGCUUCUGCGAUAUCGCCCGAGACAAAACAAACACGCAUACCUGUGCUGAACGAUGACAUUCUUCGAUGCAUCAUCGAGUUUGCGGUGUCUCCCCGAUCAGAAGACGCAUUCAUCUACGAACCGGGCACUACACAAGACAUCUUGGCUCUGAUCCAUGUCUCUUGGCGUCUUCUGGAGUUCACGCGGCCAUUUCUGUACCAACGAGUACAUCUGACUAGCAAGCGUCAAGUGGACCUUCUCGUCAAACGAAACCCUCCCGCAAACCUACCGAUACGCGACCUUACAAUAGAAGGAUCAGCACUCGAACAUCAUGAUCUCUGGCCCUUGAUUCGCGACGUCGGUGGCACCCUCGAACGCUUUUUAAUAAUCGACAAUACAAUGGGAUUUGAUAUCCUGGGACAAUGUCCCUACACGUACCUCGAAUUCAAGACCCGCUUUCCCCGUCUUUGGGAAACAUCAAAUACGUUCAAAUAUCCGUAUCUUUUCGAUAUCAGCGGUGUGGAUAGGCCUGUCCCUGUCCCCGUUCCCGAACUACCCCAUCUCAAGCGGCAGGCACUUCUCCGACUUGGCCAUGUUCACUUCACCGACUGCUGGACAUCGCUCGAAGUGUUAGCAACCGUCUCAAACAGCUCCCUGGACGCAAGCCUGCUUGCCGUUCUCAUCGAGUCUCAUCCAAGGCUACGCGAACUGAUUCUCGUUCUUACACCCGAGAGGCGUUUAAUGUUGCGUUCCAACAACGUCGUGAGAGCUAAACGGGAAUUUGCGGUAAAAUAUCGCGGCCGUUGCGUCUUUUACGACGUCGAUUCUGGAUUAACUCGAUCUUCCAUGAUGGAAACCUGGUUUGCCGAGGCAAUUCGACGCGGUACGUUGUGGACGAUGAAGCGCAAGAAUUGGCUCUCAUACCAAUAAGUGGAUCGACGAUGGAGUUCCUUCAAAUCUGGAAAUCGUGAACCCCGAUCUAGUUGAAUCGUCACGGUACAAGCACCAGCAUUGGACCAGAGAAGUGUCAAUAAAGGCAUACGCCGACUCGACGGUUUCAUGACACAGCAUUUAACGCACGCAAACAACGCAGUGUCAUACACAUUCUGGGUGGCCAUUAGCCAUCUAGGAUCGAUCAUGCACCAUUCAGGACAUGGAUGAUGGAGAUUGAUAUGGAUCCAGGGGAGGUUGUGACUGAAGAGGGUUUGCAGUGUUUGAACAUCACCAACUGUGACGACUGAUCUUCCUCUACACUGGCCACUGUACAAUGCCAAUAUGUAUGCUUAUGUU